UUGUGGCUCGAGCUUCUCGAGGCGCGCUCCUGCUCAUGGGCGCGGCGCAAAGCCCCGCGCCCCCGCACACAGGGCUUCGGGACCCGGGCCCGCCCGCGAUGGGCUGCAGCAGCUCUGCCCACGCGGAGCCGAGCGGUGCAGCGAAGGCGGGCCGCAAGCCGCAGCCGGCCGGCGGGGCGGGCCGCCAGCCGCGGCCGGCCGCGGGGGACGCCGGCGCGGGCAGCGAGGCCACGUUGCCGGAGGAGGAGGAGGAGGGCCAGGAGCCGCAGCCGCGCUACCCGGGGUUCGACAAGUACCCGGACUGCAUGCGCGUCAGCUUCACCUUCGAGGAGCGGGAGCUGCUGGCGGGCAGCCAGGAGCUCGGGCUGCGCUACGCCCGGGCCUGCCAAGAGCUGGGCGAGGCCCUGGGCAUCGAGCCCGCCGUCCUCGCGGAGGCGUACGCGGACCCGACCCUGCGCAGCGCCAGCGGGCAGGAGGUCACGGCUCCGGGGGCUCUGCCGGAGGACGAGUGGCCCGUCACCUUCGAGUUCCCGAAGCAGAGGAGGAAGUACAACCUCCUCUUCGGGCUCGGCGGUUCCGGCAAGACCACGCUGCUGCGCACCCUCGGGAAGCGAUCGGGGCAGCCGCUGGAGGCGACCGCGGAGCCGGGAUGCCGCGUGGAGUCGCUGGCGCUCGACGACUUCACCUGCUUCACGUCCUGGGACGUCACCGGGUUCAAGGAGGCGUCGCGCAAGCUCAUCGAGGGGUACUGCCAGGACGUCCUGAGCGUGUGCUUCGUCGUGGACGCGAGCGACCCCGACCGCAUCGACGAGGCGCGGCGGGCGCUCGCCGAGCUCCUCGGCGAGCCGUCGGCGCUGUCCGGCACGACGCUGCUCGUCUACGCCAACAAGCGGGACGUGGAGGGCGCGGUGCCCGCCGCCGAGAUCGCGGAGAGGCUGAUGCUGUCGAGCUUGCAGAUCGCGAGGUGCUUCGUUCAGUCGUCUUGCGCGGUCUCGGGUGACGGCGUCUUCCAGGGCAUCGCCUGGCUGUCUCGGGCCAUCGGCGGCGCGAGGGCGACGACCGACGACGCGGCGGAGUCCACGUCCAUAUGAUGAGCCCGGACCCCCUCGCGUCGUGAAGUAGAGCACGACGGAAGGCCUAAAGAUCGGCACCAACACCAGUAUCGGCGGUUGCCUCCACCAAGGGACGAUGAUCCGGAUCUCGAUCAUGGUGUUCCUAUCUCGGGCUUCUCAGGUCACUCGCGUCGCGGAGCAUCGCAGGCGACCUCCCGCACCCGGUCCCCCCCCCUCCGAGUUCCUGC
Messenger RNA from Prorocentrum cordatum, 1300 nucleotides. NCBI's taxonomy places the organism in Eukaryota, Dinophyceae, Prorocentrales, Prorocentraceae. The record is from the annotation of a GenBank genome assembly.